CCGCGGACUCUUCUGUGAAGUGCGCAAGAGGCCGCGCCUGCGCAGUGCCGUAACAGCAGCAGCAGAGUGCGUGAGAUGUUACUAACCGCUGGUUUAAACAGCUAAUAGACAAAUCGGUCGUUAAAAAGUUUAUUAAACCUACGCGAAAACGAAGCAAGAUUAAAUGCGGUCGUCGAGCGGCAGAGAACCAUAAAUGUAAUCUCCCUCCUUCAGCAGGCUCCUUUCUGAUGCUAAUAAAGUCCAACUGGCACAGGCAUCAAAUACAAACAUGUCUGAUCUCAGAAGUCGCAAAGAAUUCUACAAAUAUCUCACUGUGGAGCUGGUGAUUAUGGCGGGCACGGUCAUGCUGGCGUAUUACUUUGAGUACACGGACACGUUCAACGUGCACGUGCAGGGAUUCUUCUGCUACGAGACCGCUUACACGAAACCCUACCUCGGACCCGAGGACAGGAGCGCGGUCCCGCCCGCCCUGCUGUACGCGCUGGUCACUGGAGUGCCCAUAUUAGUGAUCAGCUUGACUGAAACAGUGCUGUUCCUGAUACAGUACACGUCGAAAGACCUCGACAGUCGGGAGAAGACCAUGGUGACGGGAGAUUGCUGCUACCUAAACCCUUUAGUGAGGAGUACUUUCCGUUUCCUCGGUGUGUACCUGUUUGGCCUCUUCACCACAGACAUCUUUGUAAAUGCCGGUCAGGUGGUUACGGGGAACCUGGCGCCUUAUUUCCUUACGGUGUGUAAACCAAACUUCACCGCCCUGGGCUGCCAGCAGGCGCUGCGCUACAUCAGCCAUCAGGAGGCCUGCACGGGAAACCAGGACGAUAUACUGCGCGCUCGCAAGACUUUCCCUUCAAAAGAGGCAGCGCUCAGCGUGUACGCCGCAGUCUAUCUGGCUAUGUACAUCACAUUUACAGUGAAAGCCAAAGGAACUCGUCUGGCUAAACCGGUCACGUGUCUGGGUCUGGUGUGCCUAGCCUUUCUCACCGGUAUUAACAGGGUGGCAGAAUACCGCAACCACUGGUCUGACGUCAUUGCUGGAUUCAUCAUCGGUGUGGCCAUAGCCACCUUUCUUGUGGUUUGUGUGGUCCAUAACUUCAAAGGCAAACAGCUGCUAAAUGAAGACCCUCCACAGGACCCUCUAAGCAACAAUCCCAAUUUCAGUUCGCCCAGACUCGACAGUCCCCUAGAAAAGUACAUCGCCUCACAGGUGUCAGAAUUGAGAAUAGAAGAUGAGGAGACUCACACUCUGAAAGAGCGUCUCCUGAGUUUCUUUAGCUGGAUCGCCGGCAAAAACAGCCGCUUCAGACACCUGCAGAGCACAAGGCAAUAAACAAUCACAUCGCCUUCGCUGAGAUCACGUGACCUUGAGUCGCCGGUGUGGCAGACACACUGGACAUCCACGCUGUUUACCGUCCAAUCCCGAUGAUCCGACUCAACGCCACCGCAGUGGUCAAGUGCUCUCUAUAGUGUCGUUUUGACUUGCUCCGCCCUCGCUUUGUGUGUGUGGAAAUGUUGGUCCUGUUAACUAAUAACGUACUGUACUGCACUUUUCCAUGACUGGUUCUGCUCGCUUUAAGCGGACCGAUCUCAUGAACAGCACUUAAAAUAACUGCUUACGUAUGUCUGGAGAGCACUUUUGUGUGUGUAUAUAUCCAUGUUCAAAAUCAAAA
Messenger RNA from Misgurnus anguillicaudatus (oriental weatherfish), 1667 nucleotides. It is a transcript of the gene plppr5b, whose product is annotated as phospholipid phosphatase related 5b. The record is from RefSeq and is a predicted model, not a curated record. Gene Ontology annotation, cellular component: plasma membrane. Gene Ontology annotation, biological process: phospholipid dephosphorylation; phospholipid metabolic process; signal transduction. Lineage: Eukaryota; Metazoa; Chordata; Actinopteri; Cypriniformes; Cobitidae. Gene Ontology annotation, molecular function: phosphatidate phosphatase activity.